AUGAAUUCUUCAACAUUAUGUUCUUCGUUGUUGGUCACUCUUUGCAUGAUCCUCAUUUUUCAAUCUCCGUUGCCAACAAAAGCUGGUAGAUCUCACGUUGGUCCUGAUCUCAUUGACAGAGUCUGCAACGAGACCAAAGAAGACUAUGCAUUGUGCCAGGAUGUUCUGAGAAGAGACCAUGAAGUCGUGAAAGCAAAAAACUUCACUGAACUUGCAGCGGCAAUUCUGAAACUGGGGGUGAAGAACGCAGUGGAAGGACAAAAGUUUCUGAAGAGGUUGGCCAAGGAGAAACAUGUUCCAGAGAUUGAAGAAUGUGCAACCGAUGAUUAUGAUGGGGUGAUAAGAGAACUCAGAAAUUCCCUUGGUGAGAUGAAAGAUGAUCUGGAUGCUGCAAACUAUGAAGCUAGAAUUGCUGGUGAUGGAGCUGAUUACUGUAGCAAAGCCUUGGUUGAUGCAAAAAUUGAUAAUCCUAAGAUUUUUGCUCUUAACCGUGAAAUAUCCAUGAUUGGCUUUAUGGCGUUUAAUGCUAUGGAAAAAAUUGGUCACGAGUAG
Vigna unguiculata (cowpea) is the source of this 552-nucleotide messenger RNA. RefSeq lists its product as uncharacterized. The record is from RefSeq and is a predicted model, not a curated record. NCBI's taxonomy places the organism in Eukaryota, Viridiplantae, Streptophyta, Magnoliopsida, Fabales, Fabaceae. Gene Ontology annotation, molecular function: enzyme inhibitor activity.